AAUUCCCUUUCUUCGUGUUUUUCUUAAUCAUGUUUGCUCUUCGUCGUGCUGCUCUUUCCGCCCUUCCCCGUGUUGCCCGCACUACUUCCGCUGUGGCGGCUGUGCGUCCCUUGGUUCGACCAGCAUCUCUUGCCACCCAGUCGACCUUGAUGUCGCGUUCCUUGUCAACGACCACCGAACGUCCCCGCGCCACCAUUCAACAUGCUGCUCCUCAGUGGACGGCUGAUGCUCUUGUGCAAGGUGAAUUCAAGAAGUUGUCAUUGGCAGAUUACAAGAACAAAUUCGUCGUCAUGGUGUUUUAUCCUGCCGAUUUCACUUUUGUUUGUCCCACUGAGUUACUCGCUUUUAGCGAUCGCAUUGAUGAGUUCCGUGCGCUCGGUGCCGAAGUCGUUGGUAUCAGUGUUGACAACGUUCACUCUCAUUUGGCAUGGACCAACCUUCCCAGAAACAAGGGUGGCCUUGGUGAUAUCCAGAUUCCUCUCAUUUCCGAUAUCAAAAAGGAAAUUGCCACUGAUUACAAUGUAUUGAUUCCUGAUGCUGGUCUCGCUUUGCGUGGUUUGUUCGUGAUCGAUCCCAAGGGCACCCUUCGUGUUGCUCACAUCCACGAUUUGCCUAUUGGACGAUCAGUCGACGAAACAUUGAGAGUCAUUGAAGCCAUCAAGUUCACUGACGAGCACGGUGAGGUCUGUCCUGCCAACUGGCGCAAGGGUGACAAGACCAUCAAGGCCAACCCCAAGGAUUCUCAAGCCUACUUUGAGGCAGUCAACAAGUAAAAAAUAGACCAAUAAAACCAUUCUUUUCCCCCCGUGGGCAAUGGCAGUUGCUGUGUUUUGUCUGUCAUUGCGAACAAUCGACAAAUAGAGUUAGUCUAUUGCAUCAUUUGCAUUGCCCGAUUGUUCGGUUUUAUCACCACUGCAGCUCAGAAAAAAGCGCCUUUUUUUUUUUAAAUAUUCUAUGUAUAGCGUCGCUUGUUCCUGUGCCGUAUCCGUGUCUCCAAUCAAUCCAAGCUUUCACGCCUGCCAAAUAAUAAUGAGAAUAAAAAGACAUCAAGAUGCAAGGUUAUUGUUACAGGUGGGAAUUAUUCUUUUUUUUUUUUUUUUUUAGUUGUUUGCUUUUUUCAUUUCUUCUUG
Radiomyces spectabilis is the source of this 1130-nucleotide messenger RNA. Its product is annotated as thioredoxin-like protein. Gene Ontology annotation, molecular function: thioredoxin peroxidase activity. Bases 30 to 773 code for a protein of 247 amino acids. The transcript has 8 exons. The record is from RefSeq and is a predicted model, not a curated record. Gene Ontology annotation, cellular component: cytosol. NCBI's taxonomy places the organism in Eukaryota, Fungi, Mucoromycota, Mucoromycetes, Mucorales, Radiomycetaceae. Gene Ontology annotation, biological process: cell redox homeostasis; cellular response to stress; hydrogen peroxide catabolic process.